UAUUUUUUUUUUAAAUUCAAGUUUUAAGAUUUGAGUUUAUUGUUUACGUCGCAGCUAAUGUAAACCUAACCUCGCUCCAGCAAACCUGCGAAGAACCAUUCACUUCCACCAAUAGUUUCAUCGUGGUAACGUUGGACAAGUACGCCUACAGCUGCUGCUGACAUUGAUAAACCAGAGAAGAAUACCAUAGGGGUCGUCUACGCUUUCUCUUGAAAUAGUUUCUGUUCAUUUCUAUAUACAUCUUCGUAUAGAAAAAACAGAGGACGAAACGACACUAAUUUAAGUGCUUUCUGAACACCUAAAGUACCUUGAGGGAACAGGAUUGCUUGUGCAGUGGUCAAGAGGCUUUUCGUUGUUUUUGAGUUACAAAGAGCCGACAAGAAGACAUAAAAAUGCCAUUGAUUUUGGAACAGAACAUGAACAUUAGCGAGUCGUUGCGUACGACGGACUUGUUGAACAGACUCAGUCCGGCUGAGUCUGUUUCUACGUGGUCUUCCUGUGGGAAGUCUCGUGAGGCAAUUCGUGAGUUACUGGAGCAAAAAAUCUCUGAAUCCGAGGUAAAUUCGGCAACUGGGGAGAUGAGGGAUGCCGAUGCAUUCUUCGUUGCUGACCUCGCGGAGGUAUAUCGUCAACUGGUGAGAUGGCACACAAACCUUCCCCGUGUGCAGCCGUUUUACGCAGUGAAAUGCAACCCAGAUCCUCGCGUGUUGGCCUUAUUGGUAAAGUUUGGAACGGGGUUUGAUUGCGCCUCUAAGGGUGAGCUGCAGCAGAUCUUGAGUCUCGGUGUUUCACCAGAACGGAUCGUGUAUGCUAAUCCGUGCAAAGCAAUCAACUACAUUCGGUACGCCCGUAACAAUAAUGUCGACUUUAUGACAUUCGACAACACGGAAGAGCUGUACAAGUGCAAACAACAUCAUCCCAAUGCUCGUUUGUUGCUUCGCAUUUCGACGAAUGACGAGAAUAGCAUUUGUCGUUUGAGUCUGAAGUUUGGAGCACCCAUGAGCGAGACGGAAGAACUGUUGCGUGUUGCUAAGACGCUUGACCUGAACGUUGUCGGUGUUAGUUUUCAUGUGGGUUCUGGUAACCUUGAUCCAGCAUCGUUUAUCGAUGCAAUUUGUCGAUCACGUGUAGUUUUCGAUCAAGGUGAACGCUAUGGCUUUCAUUUCAACACACUUGACAUUGGCGGCGGGUUUAUGAGCGACUCGUUUGAGCAGACGGCUGCUAUUCUUCGCGAGCAGUUGGAUACUCACUUUCCCGCAAACGUUCGCAUCAUUGCCGAACCCGGUCGGUUCUUUGUCGCUACAGCGUUUACUUUAGCGGUAAACGUCGUAGCUAAAAGACGGAUUCCCGAAGAGAACAAGGUGAUGUAUUAUGUUAACGACGGCGUCUACGGCAGUUUGAACUGUAUUUUAUUUGAUCAUCAACAUCCGGUCGCCCGAGUUUUAAAGCACGCAGGUCGUAUGUGUUACAACCAGUAUGUGGGAACUGGUGACCACGUGUGCUCAAUCUGGGGUCCUACGUGCGACUCGUUGGACGUAAUUGCUUCUGACGCUCGAUUGCCUUUUGAACUCGAAGUCGGUGACUGGAUUUACUUCGACGAUGCCGGUGCAUAUACAGUAGCUGCUGCUAGCUCCUUCAACGGAUUCCAAACCAGCAAAGUUGAGUAUGUGUCAACAGACCUUGUUUAGUUUAGUUUCUGUCAAUAUGGACGCUUGUCCGUUAGCCUAUAUCAUGUUUAUUCUCGUUUUCCUAUACUGAUUCCAAUCUAUGGACGGCGGUGCAGGUAAAUAAAGUUUCAACCGCAUUACACUGCCAUAAGAUACACAUUCAAAUACCUGACCACACUUCCCUGCCAACGCGCUAAGCUAUCAAAAAUUUAUUGC
Molecule: messenger RNA, 1883 nt
Organism: Schizosaccharomyces japonicus yFS275
Lineage: Eukaryota; Fungi; Ascomycota; Schizosaccharomycetes; Schizosaccharomycetales; Schizosaccharomycetaceae
Product: ornithine decarboxylase Spe1
Exons: 1
Coding region: 393-1688 (431 amino acids)
Biological process (GO): polyamine biosynthetic process
Molecular function (GO): ornithine decarboxylase activity; catalytic activity
Source: RefSeq, a predicted model, not a curated record